AUGGCGGCAGAGCCCGGGCGCGCGUGGACUCAGGCGCGCGGCGCUUACGGCGUUAGAGAGGCGCUGAGGCGUGGCGUGGGCCGCCGGCUGGACCCGAGCUCGCAGCCCAACGGGUCGGUUCCGGAAGAUGCCCGCGCCCCGGGCCGCCUCGCUCGCCUGCGUGGCCAGCUGCGGGCGGAGGCGGCGGCGCGAGCCGAGGCGCCGCGACUGCUGCGGGUGGUGGAGCGCGCGGGCGCGCGAGCCGGGGCGGCGGGGGCCGGCGAGAGGAGCGACGCGCGCAGCGGCGGCUCGGUGUGCUCGGUGUGCGGGGAGCCGCGCGGCGGCGCCACCUACCCGGCGGGCGUCCUGGAGGUGAGCGAGCGGCGGCUGCAGGAGGGGCUGGCGGCCGUGCGCGCCGAGCUGGGCGCGGGGCUCGAGGCGCUGCGUGCGGAGCUGCGGAGCGAGCUGGACGCCUUGCGCGCCCUGCUGCCGCCGCCGCCGCCGCCGCCGCCUGCCCGCCGCGAGCCCCGCGGCCCCGCCCUGCUGCGGGCGCUCGGCACCGUGAACGCGUUGGUUUCAUCCUCCAGGGCCGCGGAGAACGGCCCGGACGCCCCCGCGGACGGCCUGGCGAACCGAGCCGUGGCCCGCAAGAGCCACAAGAAAACUCCAGUGCCUCCAGCGGCUGCGCAAGGCGGCGGCGGCGAUUGA
Molecule: messenger RNA, 687 nt
Organism: Apodemus sylvaticus (European woodmouse)
Lineage: Eukaryota; Metazoa; Chordata; Mammalia; Rodentia; Muridae
Gene: Fam246a
Product: family with sequence similarity 246 member A
Exons: 1
Coding region: 1-687 (228 amino acids)
Source: RefSeq, a predicted model, not a curated record